GUGGCGGCUCGGGGCGGCCCGGCCGCCGGCCCUGCGCGCAGGUGAGAGCCGGGGCGGGCGGGCCUCACUGCUCCCGGCUGCAGCCGGGCGGAGCGGGGUUCGCAGCGCGGCGCUCCGGUGUGUGGUACCGCAGCGCGGCAGAGCUCCCCAGGCGGGAAUCGGGCUCCCUGCCAUGCUGAAGCAUCCUGUGUUUAAAAGAAGAAGAAUUGUUGUGUGCAACAGGUGUCCUCGCAUUUCUUCUGCCCCCACCGCUGCUGUUCUUGGCCUGUUUCUGCUAAACCGUGCAGUGGGACCCCGGCAUCAUUGCAGCAGGUCACAAAAACUUCCCUGUGUGUUUCGUCCCCACAAGAAGAAUCCAGCAUGAAGUUUUAACUUCUUUGUAUGUGCAGUGGUGUUCUCAGACCUGCGAAGCCCUGCCGGUUCCUGCGCUGUGAUACUGGGUGCUGGGCAGUCUGUGAGCCCUCCCCUGUCUGCUGAGUUCUUCUGCAGUUAUUUGGUAAACAAUGAAGGUUCUGUUGCUGAAGGAUCCCAAAGACAAAGACUCUGGACCAGAUCCGUAUAUUAAAGAAUUAGGAUUAUACGGAUUUGAAGCAACUUUGAUUCCAGUUUUGUCAUUUGAAUUCGUAUCUCUUGAAAGCUUAUUUGAAAAGCUCUCUCAUCCAGAAUGUUACGGAGGCCUCAUUUUUACCAGUCCGAGAGCAUUAGAAGCCAUCAAGAUAUGUUUAAAAGAGAGCAGUAAAAACGAAGCCUGGUCAAAAUCUCUUCAACAAAGGUGGAAUUCCAAGCCAGUCUAUGUGGUUGGAAAAGCUACAGCUUCUCUAGUGGAAGAAAUUGGCCUUGUUCCGCAAGGAGAACAGUCUGGAAAUGCUGAAAAAUUAGCUGAAUAUAUUUGCUCAAGCCAGUUGGCGCUGGGGAUUUGUCGCUGUUCCGUAGUUCACGGUGGCUUACGGGAGCUCCUGUCCCCAAAACGACCACCUGCUUGCCGAGGAAUCUCAUUUUCGGCACCAGAAGAGGGUGGUUCUGAAGAAGUUGCGGAGCGGUGUCCCGUCCCAACAGAUGGGAUGGGGGAUGAGUUAACUCCGAAUGCGACACGCGCCCUGGCUCAACAGAUGAGAUCAGCGUGGAUGACAGGACUUGUACGAUGGCGUGUGGCCUCGGGUGUCCCCGGCGAGGAUGCUGGCGUUUGCAGUUCAGGAGCGCAGCGUCCUCCGGUGUCUGGUCCAGUUGUCCCAUGGCUUAGGGGCUGAUGAGUUUUGCGUGGCUGGGUCAGUACGAGCUGUGAAGAAAGAGGCUGAGCGUGACCUGGGAGCUUCUGACGGACGUGCCGGUGCCACAGCGGAUCCAGGACUGCGGUUCCUGCUGCCUGCAGAGCGUCUGGCUGAGAAACACAUCAAACCCAGGCAGCAGCGUUAGUCCCCACGCUCCCUGGAACUCACCGGAAUAAUCUUUGCUCCAGGAGAAAAUCACCCCUAAGGUUCAAUAUCUCAGCAGCAACCUGUUUGCUGGGAGAUCCUUUAUAGACCUGGGUACGUCCCCGCUCAUCUGGGAACGCAGGGAGCCGUAUAGUGAAAAGCCACGUUAUUCAGCCAGUCAAGGUAAACGCUUUGCCUUUGGUUAACGCUGGGCAGAGAAACAAAUGACAAUUAUGCAGUUAUUCUAGAUGUUGGAUGAAUUAUUGAAUUAUUGUAUCUGCUGGUCAAAGCGCCGCUGAACUUGCUGAGUAAGGUGCUGGUGCUUCAGUAGCGGCCGUGAUGUCAAGACCCCGACACGCUGGUUUGGGCUGGUGGGCAUAACAAGAUAGGAAAGAGUGUUGAUUAGCAAAGUCUGCGGAGUAGCGGAGAUUUAUAGGUAAAAGAAAAAUUGAUUGGAGCUGGCAGGUAUUGUUUCUAAUGGGCAGAGUGCUCUGCAACUCAUUGGCAAAUAUGUAAUAUUUAAUGAUAAAAUGAUAGCUGUCUACACAAGAUUAAAUAAUAAAUCCUGCAAAUUAAAAAUGAAAUUUUCAGCGCAAGAAUGCCAUAAGUGACGAAUAACCCACGUCUGCUCUUUGACAGAUACUUUAAAGCAAAGGUUUUUAGCUGAUUUUUAGUGCUAGGAGCUCUAGUUUCAGUGGUGAAUUAAUGUUUGCCAGUUGGCAGAUGGAGGGUUUUUGAAAAGGAAGACAAGAAAAAUACCGCUCUGUCCUGUUGUGUGAAUGGGAGAGAAACUAGGAUCAGGUGUAAAGAAAACAGCGUGUGUGAUACUGGGGGCGGAAAAACCCCUCUUCUUGGUUGUUUUCUCCGCCCAGUUGAGGAACAUCCUGGCCCUUUGGUGACAACCAGUGACAGGACAAGGGGCAAUGGGUGCAAACUGGAACACAAGAGGUUCCACUUAAAUUUGAGAAGAAACUUGUUCCUGGUGAGGGUGGCAGAGCCUGGCCCAGGCUGCCCAGGGGGGUUGUGGAGUCUCCUUCUGUGCAGACAUUCCAACCCGCCUGGACACCUUCCUGUGUAACCUCAUCUGGGUGUUCCUGCUCCAUGAGGGGAUUGCACUGCAUGAGCUUUCCAGGGCCCUCCCAGCCCCUCACAUUCUGGGAUUCUGUGGUUUUGUGAUUCAUUCUUUCAUUAUUCACCUUCUGUGCUUUCAGCACAAGUGAUUGGGAAAAUAGAGGGAUUUAGUCCUUAACUAGCUCAGCAGCUUUAGUCUCUUUUCAAGGCAAAUAUUUGUUAGUUUUAUUCCAGUGUUGGUUACAGGAGCAGGGAGACCGUGGGGCCCAAUGCUGCCUGUAUUCUUCAGACCUCCUGAGGAUUUCUUCUGUGCUCUGUAAACCCAGGUCAGAAGGGAUUAGUGUUCUGUACAGACAUCACACUGACAUCUCCAUUCACUGACAGCAGGAUUGAUGCUGAAAUAUUUAGGUUACCUUAUUAUUUUAAAAUCUUUUACAUUCUGUCCCAAGUUCAUUCUUCCUCCCUGUAGUUCAUUACGAAUAUAUCUGUGGCUUCUAAUAAAACUUCAGUGUGCCAUGAGGACAGUCAAAUAGAUCCGUGGUGACUCCUACCGGGGUCUUUCCAUUUGAUUUUUACUAUUGCUGUUCUUUGUUAUUUUCUUUCCCUGAGGCAUCUCUGACACUUACUGUUACAAACUAGGAAUCUACUUGCAGCACUCACAAAAGCAUUUCUUUUGCUAGUAGUCGCCUCUUAAACGUACGUUUGAAUUAGGAAUUAAAUAGUGUUUGGGAGAACUCCUGUUUAUUUUGGCAGGUGAAUGCAAAGCUGUGUAGAAUUUCAUCUUGAAUUUUUCUCUGUGUUAUAGAAAAGGCAAACUGUGCAAAAACCCCUCUGCUUUUAAAUUCUUAUCCAAAAAUCAACUUCUUCAAUUAAAACGCUCUUGUUGUCAGUGUUUCCUGUCUCCGGCAUGUGAGCACAGGGAAUGGAGGAGGCGAAACCCAAGAGGUGGCGACGGGAAUUAAUACCUGGUGGUAUUCUUUUAAGCAGAAUUUGUUUUACGCCUCUGAUAAUGUAUUAGAAACAUGAAAAACCUGUGGAAGCUGCAUCCCGGGUGUAUCAUGUCCUGUUACAAACAGCCAGGUAUCAAAGGUCCUUCCAAUGUAACAAUAAUGAAAGUUGGAGAUUGCUUCCAUUUUCCAAAGAGGAGCGAGGGAGGAUCUCCACUCCCACUCUGGCCAUGGGGGUAGAAUCAGUUUUCCUUGGGGACGUAAGAAAAUAGAGCUUCGGACAGAUUGAAACCUUCCAGCCUGGGGUUUCAUCCUGUUGUGAGUGUGCUGGAGCAUCUUCCAUAGCGAGAGAGCUGGCGUGGUGAGCGCCACUCCGGUUUGGGUCUCAGAUGGAGGAAGGUUGUGUUCCCGAGGAGGAGGAGACGACUUGCACAGUGCUCGCGUUGCUCUGCAGAAUGCCAAGGGGAAGGGAAAGGCAGUUUAUCUUUUGUGAGAUCUUUUUAGCCAAUGUAUUCAUGUUAUGGAAUAUUUUUUAAUUUACAUGCUAAGUAGCCUCUGUCCUCUGAAUUGCGGGCGCGGUUGCACUGCAGAUGUUUGCAGUUAUCUUAGGGCUGUGUCUGUGCUGAAGCAUGGGGCAUUUACUGCAGCGUUCAACCUUUAAGAUGUAUUAAAUGUAUCAUGUUUACUCUUUAUUAAAGACAUAAGUUAAUUAAAGUUCUUGUUUGUGUGC
Messenger RNA from Columba livia (rock pigeon), 4160 nucleotides. RefSeq names its product uroporphyrinogen III synthase (gene UROS). Gene Ontology annotation, molecular function: uroporphyrinogen-III synthase activity. The transcript has 12 exons. NCBI's taxonomy places the organism in Eukaryota, Metazoa, Chordata, Aves, Columbiformes, Columbidae. Bases 504 to 1247 code for a protein of 247 amino acids. The record is from RefSeq and is a predicted model, not a curated record. Gene Ontology annotation, cellular component: cytosol. Gene Ontology annotation, biological process: uroporphyrinogen III biosynthetic process.